GACCCAAAGGCCUGGCCCAUGAGAAGCCAGGACGGGCGUCCGUUCUACUAGCCUCCUUCUUCCACCUCCGCCUUCCCCCACCUCUUCACCGCCGACGGCCUCCUCCCCCUUCCUAAACCCCUCCGCGGAAACCCCUUUCCCCGCGCCAUGCGGUCCCUCGCGCGCCCGCCGAGGCCGCCCAAGCCCCUGCCCCCGCUCGCCGCCUUCGUCCAGUCCAUGGAGUACGUGGAGGUGAAGAUGCGGUGGAAGAAGGACGCGUCCUUCGACGCCGUCCCGGUGCUCGCGCACGCGCGGGACCUCCGCCCGCUCGCCGCCCUCGCGCGCCUCCUCUCCCCGUCGCCGACCCCCGUCUCCGCGGUCUCCAAGCUCCGCCGCUCGCUCGAGACCUCCGACCGCCGCGUCGCCUCCUUCCUGCGCCGCUUCCCCGCGGCCUUCGUCGAGUCCGUCGGGCCCGAGCACAACCACCCAUGGUUCCGCCUCUCCCCCUCCGCCGCGCGCCUCCAGCAGGAGGAGCGGGACGUCUUCGCCGCCCACCGCGCCGACAUCACCUCCCGCCUUCGCCGCCUCAUCCUCAUGUCCCCGGCCCGCCGCCUCCCGCUCACCGUCGCGCAGGGCAUGCUCUGGCACCUCGGCAUCCCGGAGGACUACUUCAAGCGCCCGGAUUUCGACAUUGGGCAGGAUGGGUUCAGGAUUCUGACCACUGGAGAUGCUGUUUUUUCCGAGGAUGAGAACCAUGGUAAGGAGCUGGGGCUCAUCGAUGAUGGGAAAGAUCAAGAAAUGCCACUGUCGGUGCUUCAAAUGGGUGCCAUACGGAGGUUCGGAUCGGCGGAGGAGGUGCCCUUCCCGCUGUUCCCGUCCAAGGGUCUUCGGCUGAAGCGGAAGAUUGGAGACUGGAUGGAGGGAUUCCAGAAGCUGCCUUGUAUCUCUCCCUAUGAGGACUUCAGCAACAUUCAUCGGGGUAGCGAUGUUUCAGAGAAGCGGGCGGUUGGGGUGCUCCAUGAGCUGUUCAGUCUGUUUGUGACAUGCUCUGCCGAGAGGCGACGGUUACUCUGCCUCAGGACACACCUGGGGCUGUCACAGAAGUUUCACCUGGUGUUUGAGCGGCACCCGCAUAUAUUCUACUUACUGUUGAAGGAGAAAACGUGCUUUGUUGUCCUCAAAGAGGCAUACAUGGCUGGGGGACACACAUCAAUUGAGGAGCACCCCAUGCUGGAGGUGCGGAGCAAGUAUGCCAGGUUGAUGCAGGAGUCACAGGAGAUCAUAAGGCGGCGGCGAAGCGGGAAGCCUGCACAGUUGGAUCCUGAGGAUCAAGAGAGUGAGGGUUCGAAGGGUGUAAAUUCAGCUGCAAUCCCUUCAUAGGAUGUUAAUUAUUUUUGACUGAUCAGAAAAUAAGGAAAUGGGCAAUACGGCUUUUUACGGAUUUUUGCAACAAAAAUGAGGGGGCUUUACCCUUGGAAGCAGCAAAUUUGCAUGCAAAUAAAGGAGUUGUGCGCCUAUGCAAAGAGAAGUUGACGAAUAACCAAGCAGGUGAAAUUAGUCUGGUGAAAGCUACCAUCUUAGACAUGCAUGAAUUACUAUAGCUUUGUUCUAUAGUUAGUUACUUACUUUCCACAUAUAAAAUUUACUAAGAUUAUGUGCGCUAGGAUAGGUAAAAUCGGCUGAAUGGGCUGCGAAUUUGGCUGGUGGUUGGAUCACAGUACUAUCUCACCAUAGGUUUUGCUUUUUAUCUUUUCAUUGACGCUUCAGUAUUCUGCAAGUUAUCUUUUGAGGAGUUGCUAUGAAACACUAUACUAUUGAUUUUACAGAUGAUAGUGAUAGGGUCCUCACGUUAUACCUUCAGGAUCAUCUAGUAAUUUUAACAAUUUUAGUCAUAUAAUUCAAUAUAUUAUUAUCCUAUAUUUUGUUGUAUGUGUAUAAUUGGACCGCUAGUUACAUGCGGUUGGUGCCGCAUUUAAUUAUUCACUGAGAAAUGCUAUAUAUGGGUUAUGUGAUAGAGGCGUAAAGUUGCAAAAUCCAUCACAAGGCACCUAUUUUUGAGAAGUGAACCACGUAGUUGGCACUUGGCAGCAUGGAGUCUAUCAUUGUACGUUCCAAUGAUCUGUUGCUGGACAAGUAUGAGAACUGGAUAUGUUUAUUGGUACUUCCGUAUCAGAGUAUUUAUGUCUACUCUCUACUAGAUGAACAUCUACACCUACGACCAUCAGUUCUGCCGUGGCAGUUGUACAUAUUUGAUACAAAGCUAAUGAAUUGCCAAAAGUGAGAUAUUUCUUAUCGGCUUGUGCGAUGUUCAUCUAAUGGUUGUUAUUAGGGUGCUUCUCUUUGGCUGUGGUUUCUGAAUCAGCAUUAGGUGCCCGGUUAUGUGCUCCAGGGAAGAUGUUCCUUGAUGGGGCUCACCUUACCAAGGAAGAUCAUUGCCCUGUGCCCAGUUAUGUAAAACGGCUGGCAGGUUCUCCACUCAUAUUAGCAAAUUCUGCUCCAGAUGUUGCAUAGAGGAGGAUGAUCUUCACCUCUUUUUUCUAUGCCACUUCGCAAAGGCUGCUUGGUUCUCACAUCCUUUGUUUCUAAGAUCAAAAGGCUUAGUACAGAACUCUAGAACUGUUCGCAUAGAGAAGGAUGAUCUUCACUUCUUUUUCCUAUGCCACUUUGCUAAGGUUGAUUGGUUCUCACAUCCUUGGUUUCUAAGGUCAGAUAGCUUAGUACAAAAAAUUAGAACUGUUCCUGAGAUCAUUCAUAGCCUGCUUACGUCUGAUCAUCCACGUGUUUCCGUUAGCAGCAUUUUAACUUUUAUGUGGUGUAUUUCGAAGUCCAAUGAUCUCUUUGCAGGAAAGCAGGAUCUCCUUUUCAGGUUGUUCAUGCAGCACAAGCAAUUCACAUUGCUUAUCCCCUGAAACCCAAGCAGAUGCCAUGGCUCAACGGAGCAGUGCAAGUUCGUCUUGGGGUCUCUGUUAGGCAGAAAAGUUAGAGCAUUUUCAGAUACCCAUGAAGGUUAAUUUCCCAUGCUGUAGGGGAGCAGCUUAAGUAGGAGCUUGAUUUUCGGUUGUUUUGCUUUGUAUUUCAGCCGGGAAACGUGUAGUAGCUGGAGUCUUGCAGUUAGUUUUUGUAUUGUAGUUGUGCCUGUGCUGGUGCCUUUCUGUAGUAGCUGGAGUUGGCUCGUUUAUGCUGGUGAUGCACUGUAAUUUGCUGAAGGAUACUGUUUUAUCAGUUAUUACAAUGAAUGGAAAUUGGGGACAAUGCUCCUUAAUUCGAAAAAGAAGAUAUCCAUGAAGUAUAGUUGAAAACAUGCAAGAGAUAGAUUGUCCAUUAUCUCAGCCUAUCGAGUUCUUUAGAGAGCAAGUUUUGUGUAGAAUUUCCAACAUUGCAGUUAUGUGUAUGUUGACAUGCAUUUUGUUGGAUAGAAGGGAAUACCAAUAAUGCG
Triticum urartu is the source of this 3415-nucleotide messenger RNA. Lineage: Eukaryota; Viridiplantae; Streptophyta; Magnoliopsida; Poales; Poaceae. The record is from RefSeq and is a predicted model, not a curated record.